AUGUUGAAGAUGUUCUACGAGUUGGUGGUGGCAGGCACAAACAGGCUGGACAAGCUGGUAAAGAAGGCCAUAAGUGUCGUGCCUUGUGUAUUUGUGGGGGUACUCAACUGCCUUGGGCUGUGGGCUUGCGGCUCGUGCGUCGUGCGCUGGCUGUGUGGUUCUGUGAGCAGGAGCGAUCGGGACCCAGAGACCUGCGGUGACCCCCGGGAGAGACCAAGAGGCAGAGCGAGCCGGGACAAGUACGGCCACGUAAGUCCCGCGAGUGACCGGAGACUGGCGAGGAGGGCGGGCGUACCCAAUACUUCUACGCGGAACUACAGCAGAGGCCUUGCGUUGGGCCCGUAUCCUGCCUGUGGAGGACUACAUGAAAAUAAUACAAUGGACCUCUGUAAUGCCUCCUCUGGGAUCCUGCAGUGUUUACCAACACUUCCCCUCCACUACCGACACAGAGCUGGAUCCAUUUAUAUGCGGGUCAUCGUCAUCCACGAUGCCGCUAUCGUCUCCAGGUGGUCUUUCCAGGACGCCGCCAUCAUCGUCUCCUGCGGGCUUACCGUCGCCUCUUGUCCUGGAGUCAGCUCCAGCUUUCCUGCCGCACAAGCGGCCUGAUGGCUUGUGUGGCCCCCUCAUCGGCGAGGAAUGUGGCUGUUCAGCCACCAGCAGCUAAGCCCAGGACCCGGGCAUGGACGGUGGCAGCUGCUGGUGCAGU
Nerophis lumbriciformis (worm pipefish) is the source of this 706-nucleotide messenger RNA. NCBI's taxonomy places the organism in Eukaryota, Metazoa, Chordata, Actinopteri, Syngnathiformes, Syngnathidae. The record is from RefSeq and is a predicted model, not a curated record.